This is a messenger RNA of Gossypium raimondii (Peruvian cotton), 2118 nucleotides long. RefSeq names its product probable polygalacturonase. The record is from RefSeq and is a predicted model, not a curated record. Gene Ontology annotation, molecular function: polygalacturonase activity. Bases 430 to 1878 code for a protein of 482 amino acids. Lineage: Eukaryota; Viridiplantae; Streptophyta; Magnoliopsida; Malvales; Malvaceae. Gene Ontology annotation, biological process: carbohydrate metabolic process. The transcript is spliced from 5 exons.
GAGUUUUCGUGUUUGAUGUCAACGUCUCAACUACUGUUUUCAAAAUGGUCAGAUUGCAACUCUUCAACUAAUCACCUACUACCGGACGAUGAUGUUGAUGUGACAUUGCUUCUCGCUGCCGUGACUGAAACCUCACACAAUCCGAAAUCCAAUUACCUCCUUCAAAUAAACCACGCAGGCAACUUGAUACCCGCAGGAAAAAAAUCUAGUUUCAUUCAACUCAAGAGCGUCGACCUGCCCAAAGCUAGAAACUAUGGACUUGGUUCUCCAUUGACCAUUGCGAUCUCCCCUUGAAUUGAAAUCUACUCCAUUUCCAAUCGACCAAAUCUGGCGGCUAUUCAUCACCAACAUCUCACCAACAAAGCACUACACCCCUUUUACUAAAAGGGCCAGAAAUCGUUUCUUUUAACCAAAUUCGCUAAACCCAAUAUGGCUGAGUCAUUGCCGGUUGGGGGAUUUCCGGCAUUCCUUUCUUCGCAUAAAACUCUGUUUAUUGUUCUCUGGAUCUCGGCUUUCGGUUCUGUUUUUCUAUGGCAACGGGAUAUAGUUGGGGCUGGGUUCUCUGUGUUCGGAAAAGCUGGGCCGGGUCGGUCUAUGUCCGGGUCCCGGCCUUUCGAGUUUAAUAUUACGGAUUUUGGCGGGGUUGGCGAUGGGGUAACGGAUGACACGGCGGCUUUUGAGAGGGCUAUCUCGGCCAUCUCGAAGCUUGGGAAGAGAGGUGGUGGUCAGCUCAAUGUCCCGCCUGGAAAGUGGCUUACGGCGCCGUUUAAUCUUACUAGUCAUAUGACUUUGUUCCUUGCUGAGGAUGCUGAGAUUCUUGGAAUCCAGGACGAGAAGCGAUGGCCAUUAAUGCCUCCAUUGCCAUCAUACGGGUACGGAAGAGAGCAUCGUGGACCUCGGUAUGGAAGUUUGAUCCACGGCCAAAACCUCGAAGAUGUUGUUAUAACUGGGCACAAUGGUUCCAUAAAUGGUCAGGGUCAAUCAUGGUGGAUAAAGUAUCGUCAGAAGCUACUCAACCACACAAGGGGUCCACUUGUGCAGAUAAUGUGGUCAAAUGACAUUGUAAUCUCUAAUAUAACCUUACGUGAUUCUCCGUUUUGGACUUUUCAUCCAUAUGAUUGCAAGAAUGUAACCGUUAGGAAUGUAACCAUCUUAGCACCUGUAUUUGGAGCUCCAAAUACUGAUGGAAUUGAUCCUGAUUCAUGUGAGGAUGUAGUGAUAGAGGAUUGCUACAUAAGUGUUGGCGAUGAUGCAAUUGCAAUAAAGAGCGGUUGGGAUCAAUAUGGCAUCGUUUAUGGACGACCUUCGAGAAACAUUCUCAUCCGAAACCUCAUUGUCCGUUCUAUGGUCAGUGCUGGCGUAUCAAUAGGCAGCGAGAUGUCUGGCGGGGUAUCUAAUGUCACCGUGGAGAACGUCACUGUCUGGAGUUCUAGGCGUGCAGUUCGAAUCAAGACUGCUGUUGGAAGAGGUGGAUAUGUCAGGCAUAUAACGUACCGAAAUCUGACAUUUGAUGAUGCCCAAGUUGGAAUUGUUAUCAAGACAGACUACAAUGAGCACCCCGACAUGGAUUUUGACAAAAAUGCUUUCCCAAUACUCGAAAACAUAAGCUUCACUGGGAUACAUGGUCAAGGAGUCCGUGUACCUGUUCGUAUACAUGGUAGCGAGGAGAUUCCUGUCAGAAACGUGACGUUCAGGGAUAUGAACGUGGGGAUAACAUAUAAGAAAAAGCAUAUAUUCCAGUGCGCGUUUGUUCAAGGGCGUGUAAUAGGGACCAUCUUCCCUGCGCCUUGUGAAAACCUUGAUAUAUAUGAUGAAGAAGAAAGGCCUGUAAAGCUCUCAACGGCCCAGAAUGUAACAGAUAUAGAUUAUAGAGUAUGAGAAGAUGGUGGAUUGCAGUCUCUGUCAACCAUUCUUUCUGGGAACAAAAUCCGAAGGCUUAAAACUGUAUAUGCUUGAAAUGAGGCAAGUUUUGCAAUACCAUAUUGGAGCAGUGGGGCUUUUUAUUCCCCUUCAUUUCGUGCCCUUUCUUUUGCUCCAUUUAUAUCUAUAACUUGUUUGAUUCAGAGAGUUGUGUACAGAAAAUUUAUAGUUUAUACAUUGAAAUACAUUUUCAUAGUA